GCAUUAGCGUGCUAAAGCUAGCUGUGACAGUGACUGUCUGUGUGAAAGUUAGCUGCGCAGUUUGUUCUUUAUUAAUAUUUAAUAAUGUCCGACGCUUUGCUGCGGUGGUGUGUGGAUCAGUUAAAUCACAAUUUCGGGCUGGAAGCGAGUGAAGACAUUGUUCAGUACAUUCUGUCCAUCAACAAUGCUGAUGAAAUUGUGGAGUAUGUGGGGGAUCUCCUGCAAGGAACUGAAGGCAGGAAAAAGCAGUUUAUUGAUGAGCUGGUGGAGAGAUGGCAGCGGUGUCGGAGACAGGCUGAUUCUGGGCCAGAGCUGAUCCUCAGGAGAGAGACAGUGACCGAGAGUCCAGAUUCAGAAGUUUCAAACACCCAGAAGAAGUCAAAGCGUAAAGGAAGGAACAAGCAAGAGGUCCUCGCUUUCAGUCAGGCUGAGCCUGAGCCAGAGGCUGUAAAAACGCCCAUAGACUUGCUUAAGGCACAAGAGAACAGCAGCUCAUCCUCAACAAAGAAGAAAAGCAAGUUUGUGAAUUUAUAUGCCAAAGAGGGUCAGGAUAAGCUGGCCGUUUUGUUGCCUGGACGCCAUUCCUGUGAUUGCCUGGCUCAGAAGCACAAACUCAUCAACAACUGCAUGACCUGUGGUCGGAUUGUGUGUGAACAGGAAGGCUCUGGUCUGUGUUUGUUCUGUGGAAGCCUGGUGUGCACUAAAGAGGAGCAGGAUAUCUUACAGCGGGACUCAAACAAAAGUCAGAAACUCAGAAAGAAGCUCCUGGGAGACCGCAGUGAAGAAAAAGACUAUCUGCCCCACCAGGAGGCCAGGUUUAAGGCAGGCUUGGAGAAGGCUGUUCAACACAAAGAUAAACUGCUGGAGUUUGACAAGAACAGUGUUCGUCGUACUCAAGUCCUGGAUGAUGAGUCAGACUAUUUUGCCACUGACUCCAACCAGUGGCUUUCUCCCGGGGAGCGCGAGGUGCUGCGAAAGCGGGAUGAGGAGCUGCGAGAGCUCCGUCACGCCUCCCGCAAAGAUCGCAAGAUCACACUGGAUUUCGCAGGCAGACGAGUUCUGGAGGAAGGAGAGAACCUGACUCAAUAUUACAACAAGUUUGAUGAGACUGUCAAGGCUAUCAACACUGGAUCUCUGGUCCAGAAACCAAAGAGCUCGGGCUCAGCUGGACGUCAGCACCUCAGGGAUCUGGUCAACCCUAACAUUGUGCAGGCUGCACCACAGUGGGUGGAUUUAGGUGGGUGUGAUGCCUCUCGCAGGCCUCAGGUGAAAGCUGCUGGAAGUGAGAAGAAUGCUGAGCGCUCCAGACUCCGGCUGCAGGACCGAGAGCUGCAGGAGAUGGCAGAUGGGGGCUGGUGUCUCAGCAUGCAUCAGCCAUGGGCCUCGCUCCUCACCUGUGGUAUAAAGAGAGUGGAGGGCAGGACAUGGUACUCCUCCCACAGAGGGCGCCUGUGGAUCGCUGCUGCAGCAAAAAGACCCAGCCCUCAGGAGAUAGCCCAGGUGGAGGCCAUGUACCGGCAGAUUUAUAAGCAAGAUUUGCCAUUUCCUAAAGAGUAUCCCACCGGCUGCCUGCUUGGCUGCGUCAACAUGACAGACUGUCUCUCCCAGGAGCAGUUUAGAGAGCAGUAUCCCCAGAUCAGCGAGGAGUCCGCCUCUCCAUUUGUCUUCAUUUGCACCAACCCCCAGGAGCUGCUGGUGAAAUUCCCCAUGAAAGGAAAACACAAGAUCUGGAAGUUGGAGAGCCAGAUACACCAAAGUGCCAAGAAGGGGUUAAUGCUGGCAGCCUGACCUCGACAAAGCCAUGUUGGACUGCGACUGACUCGAGGAACAGACUUUCCAGCCAGUGGAGAUGAGUGAGAUUCAGCCUGGAACACAUCGCUCAGUACCCGUUGGAUUUGGUGAUGGCCAUAAAUCUCUGGACAUAAACCUGCAGUCAUCUGGCAGUUGCUAGAUUCUCUGGGAUUAUUCUUCUUGAUUCUGUUGAGCUGUGUUGGUUUUGCUGCAAUAAAAUACAUUUGGACCAAA
Molecule: messenger RNA, 2025 nt
Organism: Astyanax mexicanus (Mexican tetra)
Lineage: Eukaryota; Metazoa; Chordata; Actinopteri; Characiformes; Acestrorhamphidae
Gene: trip4
Product: thyroid hormone receptor interactor 4
Exons: 13
Coding region: 85-1788 (567 amino acids)
Biological process (GO): positive regulation of DNA-templated transcription
Cellular component (GO): nucleus
Molecular function (GO): zinc ion binding; transcription coactivator activity
Source: RefSeq, a predicted model, not a curated record